Cheilinus undulatus (humphead wrasse) is the source of this 1609-nucleotide messenger RNA. RefSeq names its product H/ACA ribonucleoprotein complex non-core subunit NAF1-like. Gene Ontology annotation, cellular component: sno(s)RNA-containing ribonucleoprotein complex. Bases 116 to 1318 code for a protein of 400 amino acids. Gene Ontology annotation, molecular function: RNA binding. The transcript has 9 exons. Lineage: Eukaryota; Metazoa; Chordata; Actinopteri; Labriformes; Labridae. The record is from RefSeq and is a predicted model, not a curated record. Gene Ontology annotation, biological process: ribosome biogenesis; pseudouridine synthesis; box H/ACA snoRNP assembly.
CCGCUUUUAUUCUGAAGGGUCAUAGCGGAUGUAGAAUGGUUAGCUUAGUUUGAAUUUAACAGCCCCCUUUCCUGCAUGAGCUUCUUCAGUGCUGAUCUAGCAGACUAACAGACAGAUGGAUGAAAAACCGACAGAAGAUGCUGGAGGGGCAACAGGAGCGAACAAGGACGGGGAAGAGCAGAUGGAGGUUACAGUGACUUCACCGUCGGGGAAUCUCAGCAUGAAGAACGAAGACACAAAAACAAAAACUGAUCCAGUUAACAAAGAAGACGUUCAGACAGAGACAUCAACAGCCCUGCUCUUGUUACCCGGUGAAGGUACAACUGAGGACACAGAUGAUGAAGAUUCAGAGGAUUCAGACAGUGACAGUUCAACAUCUUCCUCCUCCUCUUCUUCUUCAUCGUCUUCCUCAUCCUCCUCUACCUUUGCCCGCAUGCUGGAGGAGGAUGACGAUGAGGGAUUCAGCCAACCAGCACCCAUCAAGACCAGAGAUGAAGUUCUGUUGGAGGAGCUGCCUGCAGUGGAGGAGGUGAACGUUUCGUUACCAGAAGAUGCAGAACUGCAGCCCAUAGGAAACAUCUCCAGCAUUGUUCAGCAACUUGUAAUCAUCCAGUCCCUGAAGGACACGCCCCCUUUAAACGAAGACAGCAUCAUCUUCAGGUCUGAUAGGCUGGCAGUGGGAAAAGUGUUUGAUGUGUUUGGCCCGGUGUCCAGUCCGCUCUACAUCCUGCGUUUUAACUCUACCGAGCAGAUCAGCGGCAAAGGGCUGACAGAGGGCCUCACUCUGUACUACACGCCGCACAUCAAAGAGUACACAGCGUACAUCCUCACUCAGCAGCUCAAACUAUUAAAGGGAUCAGAUGCAUCAUGGAAGAAUGACCAGGAACCUCCUGCUGAGGCCUUAGACUAUAGUGACGAUGAGAAGGAGCAGGAAGCUAAACGGAAAGCCAGAAACUCCAAAAAGAGGAAAGACAACAACAGUUCAGAUAAUUCUGAACACAAAAUCUUACCACAGCAGCGUGACAGCAGGGGUUUCCCACCAAGACAUGCAGGGACUCCGUUUAGGCACCAGAACCCGCGACAUAAACACUCACCUUUUAAACACAACCAACCACCACCUGGACACACAAACAUCCCCCCUAUGUACCUCCCCCCUCCUUGCCCUUACCCUCCUCCCUCCUUUCCUCCCCCUAACUUCCCUCUCUACCCUCCUCCUCCCCCCUCUUUUUUCAACCCCUCGUUCUCGUCUCCUAUGUGGCCUCCUAACUCCGUCCCCUUCUCUAACCUCCCCCCACCUCCUCCCCCGCCCCCUCAGUGAUCACACCCUCUGUAAAUGUAGCUGUGGAUUAAUAAAUAGAAUAUUUACUUUAAAGAACUGUCGAGGCAGAGUGACCAGCCGGGACCAACAUUUUUCCACAUACACGUCUCCUAACGUUGUCGUUGGAGGAGGAGGAGGAGCCUCACUAACCUUUUUAUUCACUGGUAAUAUCCUCCUCUCCCCAGACACAUCCACACAUCUGAUGUUUUAUUUCUGCUGUAAAUGUAAAUAUCAGAAUCCCCUCCCUGUUGAUGCCCUUAAUGGGAAAUAAAAGUCUUUAUGUGAUAUGUA